Molecule: messenger RNA, 966 nt
Organism: Malania oleifera
Lineage: Eukaryota; Viridiplantae; Streptophyta; Magnoliopsida; Santalales; Ximeniaceae
Product: protein cornichon homolog 4
Exons: 5
Coding region: 332-742 (136 amino acids)
Biological process (GO): vesicle-mediated transport
Source: RefSeq, a predicted model, not a curated record
GGAGAUUGACAUAGAAAAUCUUUUUAAAUUAAAUUAAAAUUUCCUAAUAUUACGACCCUUUUAUUAUUAUUACAAACAUCUACCAAGAGUAUCCGAAGCUUCCAGGUCGCCGCCGUGCUUCAUCUCCGACCGUCCAAUCCUCUCCGAUCCGAUCCUUAUAACCUGGAGCUGUGCUAAAAUCGUGCGUUUUACACCCCCAGCGCAUAACUCCUCCCUGAAGGCUAUCGUGCGCGCAUUUCUUGCAAAUGCCCUUGAAGAUUUGAGAAAGCGAGAGAAAAGGGGAGAGCGAGAGAGAGAGAGAGAGAGCGCGCGCGAAGGAGGAGCAUGUGAUAUGGGAGAUCUAUACGCAUGGCUGAUCUCCUUCUUCGUCCUCAUAGCUCUCGUAGUCGUUGUCGUUUACCAGCUUAUGUGCUUGGCGGACCUGGAGUUUGACUAUAUAAAUCCUUAUGAUUCGUCAUCUCGGAUCAACAAAGUGAUUUUGCCCGAGUUUAUCAUCCAAGGGGUCCUAUGCGCCUUUUAUCUUGUGACAGGGCAUUGGAUUAUGUCACUGCUUUGUGUUCCAUACCUGUACUACAAUGUGAGGCUGUAUACACGAAACCAGCACCUGGUAGAUGUGACUGAGAUCUUCAACAUGCUCCACUGGGAAAAGAAACAACGGCUUCUCAAACUCGGCUAUAUUAUUCUCCUCCUCUUUCUCUCCAUAUUCUGGAUGAUUUGGAGCGUAUUGGAAGAAAGUGAGUAGUCAUGCACACCUGCUUGCUUCGUAGAGUGUCCUUCCACUCCUCAUGUCUGUUGUACCUGGAAUGCUUUGGGGGGAAGUUCUUGGGUUUGGAAAUUGAUUUCUUUCAUACGACCUUGACAAUGAUUUCUCAUCCCUGAAUUGUAUGGUUAUAAAUAUUGUUAAAAGAAUAAUUUCGAUUUGUAUCCCUACCCCCAUUUUUUAUAAAUAGAAUAUGAAUUUCUCCC